UGCAAGGUAGACUGUAGUACAACACAUAUACGUCCCAGGCCUACAUACGUGCUCUCACCACUUAUUACCCUCUGGCGACACCAAAAUCCAUCGGUCUACGCGAAUUUGAAACAUUUCUUCCAUGCGCUGCCUGCGCCAGCUCUUUCUCGUUUCGCUGGGUGUCACAGCAUGGGCUCUACACGAAUCUGACGUGGGUGUGGUGGAUUGGAAUACGAAAUUGAUCGGUGUACCGCUGCAAGGCUCUUCACAUACUGCACCUGCAUUCCACGGUGAUUAUAUUCUGACUGCUACGAGCAACAAUGUAUUGGCAGCAUUGAACGCCACGGAUGGCUCUAUAGUAUGGAGAAGUAUAUAUGAUGCGGAGGAUCCGAUAAUGGCCUUCACCCACCAUGAUAAUAGCGUAUCUUCUCUAUCUGGACCGGGAGGGUCAACUUUGCGCACGUACGACCUGGAAACUGGCCAUCUCAUAUUGGAGAAACAACUACACAGCCCGGUUGAUGGACGACUCCACGAACCUCAAAAUCUCGGAAUUUUGCUAUUGCGCCCUACUGACCCCUCCCUCAACUCAACGGCAUAUUUCGCACUGACAAAUGGAGACUCUGUCACCCAUCUGGACGAGACUGGGGACAUUCUGUGGACUUGGAAAUCUCCCGAUCAAGGGUCCUUGAUCUUGUAUUCUCAUAUCAUUGUUGAUCCGUCAACGGUGUAUCUCGUGGGGUUCGCGAAAUCAUUUGCAUCCUACACUUUGCACGUAACGACCCUGUCAGUAACCACGGGCAAACUCAUUGCGUCUGCCAACAUUCCUGCCAACAUAAAAGAUGAACGAUCCAAAUUCGUUGCUGUUAGCUCCCAGACAGGACCUACAACUACUGCCUGCGUCAACUGGCUUGAAGGUGAUACACUUAAAGCUGCUGUAUUAACGCCUGAUUUGAAGGGUCAAAUUAUGGCUCUUCCUGGCGUCAAAUACGAUAGGAUUAGUGAUUUCGGCCUUUCGGCCAACGGACAAUUCCUCGCAAUCAAGGAAGGAGGUGUUGCGCACGUUAUGCAUUUUGACGCACAGGCAUCCUCACUUCGACCAAUCUGGGAAUUCGCUGACGCGGCCCCUUCGCAGGCGCAAUCGGAUUCUCAUUUCGUAGGAAGUCUUAGCCGAGAUGGCCAACCCCGAGUUGCGCGCGUUUAUUGGUCGAACGUUCACAAUAAAGCCAUCCACCAAACUCUUGCCAUUCAUUUGUCUGAGGGCAAGGCUUCAUCCUCUGGUUAUGCGUUUCCCUUCCAGACGCUUGACCAUGGUGUCAUCGGGCAUGUGGCAUUCGAUGGCUCAAGCACGGGCGAAACGCAUGAAAAUACUCGCACGUUGCUGACCACCACGACAGGCUCGAUACAGCUUUGGCAACAUGACAAAAUGCAGUGGGUUCGGGAAGAAGCACUGGCAUCCAUCCAAGUCGCAGAGUUCAUAGAACUUCCUGAGAAGAAGGUUGUCAUGUCCCAUGCUGCUGUGGAUGAGGAAGGUUACUUUGAGCGGCUUCAACGUCAAUUAUCUGACGUCAAGAACCUUCCUCAAUACUUGGCAAACUUUGCUAGACGCUUUGCGACUGGCUCAUAUGCUACUGUGACUACGUCGGCUGCAUCUUCCUCGGAUGAGGAUACGCUCACGCGCGACGCUUUCGGCUUCCGACAGAUCAUAGUGGCAGCUACAUCGUAUGGGAAAAUCUUCGGCAUUGACUCCAGCAAUGGUCGAGUCUUAUGGAGCCGCGUGCUUGGCCUUGGUUGGGCAGCAAAGGUUGGCGGGAUAAUAAUCCCUACCAAAAUUUUCGUCACACGGACAGUGAGCGAUCCAGAAGGACCUCAAAUAGUGCUCGUCACACAACGUCGGGCUGACAAUUCUCUUGUUGACACCGUGCUAUUCCAUGUGAAUGCACUUACGGGAGACGACGUCAGAGAGGAGCACCAGUCUAUUCCUAGAGCUGCCUUGCAAGGCCUCGAUGCUGUCAUGGGUCCGUUAGUCGAUGUUUUCAUGCUUCCCAGCGAGAACCGGACCAUAGUCAUGCUCGAUGAAUACCUCCAGGCGCGCCUUUAUCCAGAAACUCCAUCGGCUCAGGCUGAGUUUGAAUCAUUCGUCCCGUCCAUACAUCUCGCUCUCCGCGCGGAUGUUCCUGGCCAGCGCCAGAUCUUGGGCCAUCAACUCGCCCUCAAUCUCGAGCUGUCACAGUUCUAUGUUGCCUAUCCAACAUGGACACUUGCGCUGCCACCAAAAGAGGAAAUUCAGGCCAUUAUUCCGAACACACGCGGUCCCGUUGCAUCGAUUGGAAAGGUCCUCGGAAACCGUAUGACGUUAUACAAGUAUCUCAACCCCCACUUGACGUUGGUCCUCACGUCUUUCCUACCGUCCAGCACGUGUGGGAUAUAUGUGUUGGACGUGAUCAAAGGUAGUGUGAUUUACCAUGCCAGUGUCCCUGCUGCUGGUGGCGUAUGCGACACGCAAGCGACCCUCACUGAGAACUGGCUGGUAUACCAUUACUUUGACGACGAGUUUUCUGGGACUGGGCAGAGCAAAGGAUAUAGAGUCGUCUCUGUUGAGUUUUACGAGGGUGAUGGACCAGAUGACAAGACAAAAAGCUCUGAGCUUUCAUCGUAUUCCAACAAGACGUUGCAUAUCAGCGCAUAUGAACAAUCCUUUAUCAUGCCUCACGGCAUCACUGCUAUAUCGCCAACCUCGACGAAGUUUGGAGUAUCAACGAAGGACAUCAUAGUUGCAAAUCGCAAGAACAGCAUUCAGUCGAUUCCUCGGCGAUUGCUCAAUCCAAGACGACCCAAGCACAAGCCUACUAGCGAAGAGCAGGAGGAGAUGCUUGUACAGUAUGAUGCUGUACUGCCGGACGAUGCCCGACUCGUACUCUCACACAACUACGAGAUCGCAAACGUCCGCCGCAUCGUUACCUCUCCAUCUCUUCUAGAGUCCACAUCGCUGGUCUUUGUCUACGGCCUGGACCUCUUCUUCACGCGCAUCUCGCCUUCGGGCACGUUUGACGUUCUCAGUGAGAAUUUCAAUAAAGUGCAGCUUGUGCUGACGGUUGCUGGGCUGGGGAUUGCGAUUAUGCGUUGGUACCAGUGA
This is a messenger RNA of Suillus subalutaceus, 3112 nucleotides long. RefSeq lists its product as uncharacterized. Lineage: Eukaryota; Fungi; Basidiomycota; Agaricomycetes; Boletales; Suillaceae. Gene Ontology annotation, cellular component: EMC complex. Gene Ontology annotation, biological process: protein folding in endoplasmic reticulum. Bases 122 to 3112 code for a protein of 996 amino acids. The record is from RefSeq and is a predicted model, not a curated record. Gene Ontology annotation, molecular function: protein binding. The transcript has 14 exons.